This is a messenger RNA of Symbiodinium sp. CCMP2592, 1383 nucleotides long. The record is from the annotation of a GenBank genome assembly. Lineage: Eukaryota; Dinophyceae; Suessiales; Symbiodiniaceae.
AUGGACCAAUGGACAGGAUGGUCCGGCGAAUGUAGGAUCAGGGGAACCGACCUGUCCGGUUGCUCGACACUGAGGCUCCUUGUGGGGCUGGCUGUUGCGGAGCUGCGGCAUUUGGCUUGCAAAGAGAAGGACAAGGAUGACAAGAAGAAAAAGCAGCAAGCUGUGAAACAGCUGAAGGAGCAGGUUGCGCAGUUGACGCAGGAAAAGAACACCCUCAGCGAGGAGGUCAAAAGCAAUGCCCGAGACGCCUCUGCCAAGGCCAGGCAGAUAGCCGAGCUCACCGCACAGGUCUCCCAGCAGCAGAGCACCAUCGCCAGCCUCCGGGCCGAAGUCGCAAAGAAGCAGCCCAGUGCUGCGGCCGGCAACGCCGAGAUGGAGGCAAAGAGGUUGGAGAAGCUCACCGCAGAGGCAUCGCGGCAACAACAGGAGAUUGCAUCCCUCACCUCCCAGCUCUCAGCAUUGAAAAUCAAGCACGAGACGCUGCAACAGGAGUACGGUGACCCGUCGCUUCGGUACUUCCUGGCCUCUAAGGCAACGAAGGUCUACGGAGAUCCAGGCAUCCAAGGUGCCGCCAACAAGACCUUCAAGUACGUGCUGCCGCACAUCGCCGAGGCGCUGAAGACCAGCACCGAGGUGUACGCGGCACUGAACGAAUCACUGCUGGAUUCGAUGCAUAGUAUCUUGGGAUCAGAGACAUCCUUCGAGCCAAUGCUGCCGACGAUGUCUGCCUUCCUCGUCUAUGGCAUGAUCUGCUGCCCCGUAGGCCUGAUGCUCUCCUACGCGCUCGAAUGGGUUUGCAAGCUCCGGGAGCUCCUGCUUGCAACCUCUUUCUAUCUGUUUUGCCUUUCCGCACUGGCGGCCGGUUUCGUCGCCAUCACGCAGCGGGAUCCGCUGAAGGAGCUCUACGAGCAUGACUCUUCAGUCUUCGUACUGCAGCAGUCGGGCUUCUUCGUGAUCUUGGUCGUCCAGCUAUUGCUGAUCGCGAUUGCACUCUGUGGUGCGGCCAGCGCAGAUGAUGUGCCGGUCCAGGCAGGUCUGUCGAAGAUAACGAAGCAUCUCAGAAGCCACGAUAGUGAUGAUAGUGAUGAUGGUGAUGCUGAUGAUGAUGGUGACGGUGAUGAUGAUGGUGAUGAUUGCAACGUCGCAGUCGUCGUCGUAGUCACCGUCUCCACUGUCAUCGUCGUUGUGGCUUUCGUUGUGGUCGGCGCUGGUCCUCGUGUUCGUUGUCGUGGUCGUUGUCGCGGGUUGUGGUUGUGGUUGUGGUUGUUGUGGUUGUGGUUGUGGUGGUGGUGGUGGUGGUGGUGGUGGUGGUGGUGGUGGUGGUGGUGGGAUUGGUGGUGCUGGUGGUGGUUGUGGUUGUGGUUGUGGUUGUUGUUGUGGUAG